Durotheca rogersii is the source of this 468-nucleotide messenger RNA. Its product is annotated as multi protein-bridging factor 1. Lineage: Eukaryota; Fungi; Ascomycota; Sordariomycetes; Xylariales; Xylariaceae. Gene Ontology annotation, molecular function: DNA binding. The transcript has 2 exons. The coding region runs from base 1 to 468 and encodes 155 amino acids. Gene Ontology annotation, cellular component: nucleus. The record is from RefSeq and is a predicted model, not a curated record.
AUGUCUGACGACUGGAACUCGGUCACUAAGAUCGGCAGCAAAGUCCGCGGCGGUGCCUCGGACCGAGAGACGGUGGUUCGAGGCAAGUCGGCCCUCAACGCCGCCAUGCGCUCCGGCGGCCCCAUCACCACAGAGAAGAAGUUCGCCACCGGUAACUCUGUCGGCAAGGGACCCGAGGGCCAGCGCCUCACCAAGGUCGACCGCAGCGACGACAUCAUCAAGCCGAACACGGUGGGCAAGGAGGUGGGCGACGCCAUCAGCCAGGCGCGGCAGCGGGCCGAGCCCAAGAUGACGCAGAAGGACCUGGCCACCAAGUGCAACACGACGCCGGGCAUCGUAGCCGACUUCGAGCGCGGCACCGCCACCCCCGACCAGAAGGUCCUCUCCGCCAUGGAGCGCGUCCUCAACGUCAAGCUCCGCGGCGCCGGCAUCGGCGAGCCCAAGUUCAAGCCCAAGGACAAGAAAUAG